UGUAGUCACAAGUUAGGAAAUAGUGGUGCCACCUGCGAUGAAUCUAUCAACCUACUGUGCAAUUGAAAUUAAUCAAGAUUUGGCAGGUGUAUGUUUGUUUAAUUGCGGCGUUAAUCGUCUGCUUCUUUGUUCCUCUUACACUUAAAUUAAACUCGCAAAGCAUGACGACGCUUAGACCUUUUACGUGCAACGAUUUGUUUAAGUUUAACCUCGUAAUUUUCCUUAUAUUUCUUUUGUAGUAUGGACUUACUUUUUAUACACAUUAUCUGGCCCAUUGGCCAGAAUAUUUUCAAGUAGCAGAAUCACCGAGUGGAGAAAUUAUGGGUUAUAUUAUGGGAAAGGCAGAAGGAUACAGAGAGAAUUGGCAUGGUCACAUAACUGCUCUCACAGUCUCUUCUAAUUAUAGAAGAUUAGGCCUAGCUGCAAUGCUCAUUAAAGUUUUGGAAGAAGUUUCAGAAAAAAAACAAGCGUAUUUUGUGGAUCUUUUUGUCAGAGUCAGUAACAAGGUAGCCAUCAAGAUGUACCAGCAACUGGGAUAUAUCGUAUACAGGACUGUUCUGGAAUAUUAUAACGGGGAUCCGGAUGAAAAUGCUUUUGAUAUGAGAAAGGCACUUUCCAGAGACGUGAAGAAAAAAUCGGUGAUACCGCUGACGCAUCCGGUAACUCCGGAAGAAGUAGAGUGAAUAUAUAUAUAAAAAUAUUUAUUGGAGGCAUCGAUGUGAAAUAAAGGACACGCUUGAAAACAUACACGAUAUAUUAUUAUUGCGGCGAAGUAUAUGAUUCCCAAAGUGAAUAAAUAAUCUCU
Messenger RNA from Nomia melanderi (Alkali bee), 805 nucleotides. Lineage: Eukaryota; Metazoa; Arthropoda; Insecta; Hymenoptera; Halictidae. The record is from RefSeq and is a predicted model, not a curated record.